Astyanax mexicanus (Mexican tetra) is the source of this 2485-nucleotide messenger RNA. RefSeq names its product glycosylphosphatidylinositol anchor attachment 1 (gene gpaa1). Gene Ontology annotation, biological process: attachment of GPI anchor to protein. Gene Ontology annotation, cellular component: membrane; GPI-anchor transamidase complex. NCBI's taxonomy places the organism in Eukaryota, Metazoa, Chordata, Actinopteri, Characiformes, Acestrorhamphidae. The coding region runs from base 105 to 1952 and encodes 615 amino acids. The transcript has 13 exons. The record is from RefSeq and is a predicted model, not a curated record.
UUUGCUUCCCAUGAUACCGGGUGAAGAUGGCCGCUCCCUGCCCUGGUUUCUCUCGUUUCUGAUCGUAAUUUAUCGCUGUUUUCCGCGCUGAGCAGUUGAACACCAUGGGUUUGUUAUCUGACCCCAAUCGACGGAAGGCCCUGACCACUCUCCUCACCCGCCUUAACACACCUAUAUGCGUGGUGUGCUAUUUGGCGGGCAUUGCCUGGUUCAUGGGCCUGGCGUUUGAACCCUUUACUCUACGAACAUACAUGUCUGAGAAUGCCAUGGGUUCUACCAUGGUGGAGGAACGGUUUCCAGCAGGAGAGAGAGCCUUGGCCACUGGGAGGGAAUUCGCAGGCCACAAAAGAAAGGCUGGGGGGAUGCCAGUAGACUGGCUGGUGAAGACCAUGCAGGACAGAGGGCUGGAGGUCUUCACCCAAAGCUUCUCUCGCACUCUGCCGUUUCCUGAUGAGAACAAGGAGCGAUAUAUGGUCCAAGGCAUUAAUGUGUAUGGGAUCCUGCGUGCUCCUCGAGCUCCACGAACAGAAGCGUUGGUGCUUAGUGCCCCCUGCAGUCCUGACAACAGCAACAACCAGGCAGUGGGCCUUCUGCUGGGUCUGGCACAGUAUUUUAGAAAUCAGAUUUACUGGGCGAAGGACAUCAUAUUCCUGGUGAAUGAGCAUGACCUCAUUGGAAUGCAGGCCUGGUUAGAGGGUUACCAUCACACCAACAUCUCUGGCAUGGACUACACACCCCUGCAGGGCCGUGCCGGCUCCAUCCAGGCUGCUCUCUCUCUGGAGCUCAGCAGUGAUGUUAUCACCAGUCUUGACCUGAUUCUGGAAGGGCUGAAUGGGCAGCUCCCCAACCUGGACCUGGCCAACCUCUUCCACGCCUUUUGCCAGAAGAUAGGCGUCAUGUGCACCAUUCAGGGGAAGCUUCAGAGGAGCGACUGGGACACUGCAGAGGGCUACACUCACGCUGUCCAGACCAUGAUGCUGAUGGUGCUUAAGCAGGCCAGUGGGCGUCCCUGGGGUGACCAUGGCCUUUUCCUCCGCUACCACAUUGAGGCUGCAACAGUCCGCGGCGUCAACAGCUUCAGACAGUACAAGACCGACACCACCACUGUUGGCAGGUUGUUGGAGGGAAUGUUCCGGAAGCUGAACAAUCUCCUGGAGCGGCUUCAUCAAUCCUACUUCUUCUAUUUGAUGCCUUCGCUCUCUCGCUUCGUCUCUAUUGGCUACUACAUGCCAGCAUUUGGCCUGCUGGCCACCAUACUAUUGCUGCGAGCAUUAGAUUUAUGGGUCCAGCUGGGAACACCAACUGAAGUAACUGAGGAUGGAGUCGGCGAGGUGGAACCGCCGUCCAGCCCAGGGGUUCUGUCCGUGUUGACUCCGGUGGUGAUCAGUCACCUGACGGGCGUGGCUCUGUACACCCUGCCGGUUCUCUCUCAGGAGACUGCAGUAGAGCACUUCCCCGUGUCCGAGACCGAGGCUGUAGUUCUCACUGCUAUAGCCAUCUACACUGCAGGCCUGGCACUGCCCCACAACACACACAGGUUUAUCUCAGGCGAGGGGACGGAGCAGGGCUGGAGGGUGCUGAAGCUGGUGGCUCUGCUGUACCUGGCUGUGCUGUUGGGCUGCACGGCUCUCAUUAACUUCUCCCUGGGCUUCAUCUUAGCCAUCACACUGGUGCCUGUGGCCGCCUGCGUCACACCACAUCUGCCCAAGGCCGUGAGUGCUUUGGCGAUGGUACUGCUGAGUCCUGGCUGCACUAUCCUCUACUGCGUCUUCAUCUUCCAGGAGCUGCAGGAAGCACCGGUGUCUCUGUCGGAGGGCUGGAUGCUCUUCCUGUCAGUCAUCUCUCAGGGAAUCCUGGACCACUCUCUCUUCGGUUCUCUGGUCUACCCGCUGCUGGCGCUGCUCGUUUACCCCUGCUGGCUGCUGCUCUGGAACAUCCUGUUCUGGAAGUGAGAAGUUCUCAGUCCUGUGAACAUAAACUGUUCCCGGAUCAGCUCGGCUCAGAUCCUGACCAGCCCUCUGCUCCUCCUCCUCCUCCUCCUCCGCUGUCACAGUUUUAAUGAUGAAAAAAAAGGAUACUAUCAGGAAUAUGUUGAAUGGGAGAUGGAGAGGGGCUUACUGUGUAUCCAAAGAGGGUGUGGCCAGAAAUGUGGUGGGAGGAGCUCUGUUAAUCAAUGCCUAAUCGAGAACCUCCAGGAGUUAAUUAAGUGGCAAAAAAAUGGGAGGUAAACGUGAACACUUGUUCCACCUCUGGUCGUGUUUUUUUUUUUUUUUUUUAUAAUCAUUAAAAAAAGGAAUAAUUUAUUUGCACAAACCACAAACUUGGUACUUUUACACCUUGAAGAAAGUUAAAAACAAUUUUGACACUGGAACGCAAGUUUUAUAUAAUUUUUUGUUUAUUUAUUUAGUUUUUUUUACCAUGUAUGAAUGUCUGCAUGUACCAAUUGAAAAAAAAUGCAAAUGAAUAGAAUUAGGUCCUCUUUGAA